Tricharina praecox is the source of this 639-nucleotide messenger RNA. RefSeq lists its product as uncharacterized. The record is from RefSeq and is a predicted model, not a curated record. NCBI's taxonomy places the organism in Eukaryota, Fungi, Ascomycota, Pezizomycetes, Pezizales, Pyronemataceae. The coding region runs from base 87 to 332 and encodes 81 amino acids. The transcript is spliced from 3 exons.
ACAAGCCACCGCCCGCCCCCGGCCCUCCCAUCUUCUCCGCAACACGAACGUACGCACCCCCGCGACCACCAUCCAUCGUCGCCGCAAUGUUUCCACGCCGCCUCACAGCUUCCCUAUCCCGCCGCCGCGCAUACUCCACCCCCGCGCCCGCCGCACCACCACCACCACCACCACCGCCGAAACCCGUUUCACCGCAUGUCAAUGUGUACAAAGAGUUUGGUCGGCCAUUCGCGAAGGUGUUCUUGAUGGGGAUAUUUACGUACCAGGUGCUCUACUGGACCUGGAUGAAGAUGGAGAAGGAUGAGGAGAAGAGGGAGAAGAACGCUGUAUGAUACCUACGUAGGGAAUUGUUACGAUUAGAGAGUGCGCAGACGCAGGUGCAGAGGCGCGGGCGCGGACAUGUCCAUAACUGGCAUUCCAGAAUGCGGCUUCGGGGACGCGCUGAGAUCUAUGUAGAAGCUCAAGAAGCUGAAGAAGCAUAUCUGACAUUGCCGGCACCCGCCGCUGACUGGUGGAGGAUCUUUUUCUGCUUGUGCGACACGACACGGCGGGACCUCGGUUCUCCCCAUGACGUAGCGCGUUUGGGGUAUGAAACUGGGGCGGCAGAGCGGCGGCAAAAAACGAAGAAGAGCGAGUGGA